AUGCCUCGCAGACGGAGUACCUUCACCGAUAUGUCCCCCGAUGAGCAAUUGGCCAGUAGUUUCGAAACCGCACCACGCGGGUACAUCCACCAGACACGCCGACCCUCCACCCACUCCCGCAAGAGCGCACAGAACCAGAGCCAGAGUCUGUUCAUGUCUGCCCUACCCUUGGUGCUGGUACCUUUCCUUGUACUUGCGCUGUCGUCCGGGGUGUUAGAGGCGGAUCACAACACAUGGGGGCGAGUGCCCUAUCCUGGGGGGGUAGGCCGUACGCUGAUGGGGCAGAGUGCCUCUAACGAAGGGGGAGGUGUCUGCAUAGGAACUCCCUUGGAGUGUGCCAUUGGCCUGGUGCUGGGGUGGGCCUCGUCGGUGCUGUAUGUGGUAUCACGUAUACCUCAGCUGUACAAAAACUACGUUCGCAAGUCCUGCGAGGGUCUCUCUGUCUGGAUGUUCUUCUUCGGAGUGAUCGGAAACCUAACAUACUCACUGUCCAUAUUCGUAAAGUCCACCGAAGCCGACUACCUUCUCAAUUCCCUGCCAUACAUCAUCGGGAGUAUUGGAACUCUAGGGUUUGACCUUACCAUCUUCCUGCAGUUUUUUCUCUAUAACAAUGCCCCUGCCGGAGGCUACGAUGUCAUCAAUUAAGCGAGCCAUGCAGAUUGUCGUAUGCCGCGUACCUUCGAAGUCGACGGGAUUAGAUGAUUUUGAAAGCGUUAACAGAGAUUGUAAGAUGCUCAUGGCGUAGAGACGCAUCUGAAUAUUUUCGAUGCCAGUGUAAGAUUAGAAAUAAAGAUUUAUGCUAUGCUAC
Molecule: messenger RNA, 808 nt
Organism: Sphaeroforma arctica JP610
Lineage: Eukaryota; Ichthyosporea; Ichthyophonida
Exons: 6
Coding region: 1-645 (214 amino acids)
Source: RefSeq, a predicted model, not a curated record